GUUCCAGCCAGUCUUGAUGCAGAUCUUCCACAGUGGAUUUGGUAGCGGGCAGGACAGGAGGAGAGGUUUUACGCACGAGUCCCUCUCGCGAUUUUAAGCAAUUGGCAAACUCGUAGUAGAGAAGGAAUCUUGUUCUCAUGGUGGGUCCUCCAUCUGCCCGUCGAGGAGAGCACGGUGACGUGCUGGCUGAUUGAAUGUCACCUCCAGUCACAAUGGAUUACGGACGGACCAUGGCCCCUCCGGUACCCCCGCACAACCCCACACAGACCCGGCCAGGGGAGGCGCAGGAGCGGCUGCUGAAGUGCGUCCUGCUCGGCGACGGAGCGGUGGGCAAAACCAGUCUGGUGGUCAGCUACACAACGAAUGGCUACCCAACCAAAUACGUCCCUACUGCAUUUGAUGACUUCUCAGCUGUGGUUCAGGUGGAUGGAAACCCGGUGAGACUACAGUUGUGUGACACUGCAGGACAGGAUGAGUUUGACAAACUCCGCCACUUCUGCUACAGCCGGACUGAUGCCUUGCUGCUCUGCUUCAGCGUGGUCAGCCCGGCGUCCUUUCAAAACGUCUGGGAGAAGUGGGUCCCCGAAAUCCGCCGCCGCUGCCCCCUCACGCCCAUCCUCCUCGUAGGCACACAGUGCGACCUGCGACAGGACGUCAAGGUGCUGAUCGAGCUGGCGAGGCGGAGGGAGACGCCGGUGCUGGAGGAAGACGCCAGGGCGCUGUCAGAAAAAAUUGGGGCAGUGACGUACGUUGAGUGCUCGGCGCUGACACAAAAGAAUCUGAAGGAGGUGUUCGAUGCGGCCAUCGCUGUCGGGCUGAGGCAGUCUGACAGGAGAGUGAGGCGGGAGAGGAAGGUGCGCAGCACAGCUGAUAAGAUGAAGAUGCUCUCCAAGUCCUGGUGGAAGAAGUAUGUGUGUGUCCAGUAGGGAGGGAGGAGACGCAUUUCUUGUACCUGAUGACAAAGCUGCUGACUUAUUGGCGGGGACAGAGUUGGAUGUAAGGACUAUUAUUACGUUCACCUGGACGACCCCACAUGUGGUAGACAGAAUGACUUUAAUUCAGUGGAGCAAUAGCUCAGCAGAGAGUGUGCCUGCCUGAGCUGUAGAGUUGUUGCAGGAAAGCCUUUGUUGAUGCCUAAAAGAAGAAGAGCAUGAGGCUGUCUGCUCCUCGGAGCCAGUCUGAACUGUUAAAUAUGACUGAUCAGCAUUCAACCAAAAAUAAUGGAGCUAAUAAAGUUUUAUGGCACAUGAACUGUAUAUCAUACUGGACGUGUCCAAAGGAAACGUGAGCCGACUUGGAGGGGAGGUGUUCAGACGGUGACUGUUAUGAACUAAAAGUAUAGUCCUCCGACGCGUCUGAUCCGAUGCCUUUCUUUAACAAAGUAUAUUAUUUUCUGUGUGUUACACUGUAAUUCAGCCCCCAACACUUCUGAUAGAUUGAUUUCACUGAAAUCAGAACAUGAAGUUAACGUAAAACUAGCUUGAAUCUCCAAUCAAAGAUGCAAUAAUUCUACUGUCGAGAGCCAAAGCCAGUCCUGCACCUUGUUUCCUAAAUCAGGAGCAACUCCAGUGACAAGUUGUUAAAAGUCAGAUGUGGAACCGAUCACAUUUAUUUGAACUCAUUCUCUUUUGGAUUACAAUCAAAUGUAAAUGAGUAUAAAUUAUUUUUAAAUCUAUGAGAUCUUUAGGAAUGUUGUAGUCCAGUUAAAUAUAAACUGCGAGCGUGUGUAGGGAUUUCUCUACGCAAGCUUGUGUCUGUGCCACAUUUUGAAUUGUUGCUACAGCUGUCACACUUUGAGUCGACACAGUUAGAGGUCUGUGAGCUCCUCACCAAUACACACCUACUACAGUUGAUUGAUGCCACCAACAAUGAACAGAGUAAACCGAAUGUCUAUUGACGUUGAUUUCCCAACCUAUGCUGGAUCACACAGGCCUACCUGUCAGCUUCAGUUUCUUCAGUUAGUUUUGAGAACUUUACCGUUAUAAUAUUUCAGCAAUACGUUGGGUGGUGCCACUGUAAAUUGCCCUUAUCACACACAGUCCAAACACGUCACUGUCGUCUCGCCAUGCAAUGGCCUGCGGAGCAGUGGUGUGGAUUACAUAUAGAACAGGUAAAUGCAUCUGUGGUGUUUGAGAUUUAGGUUUACUUGGUGUCACUGAAAGAGAAGUGGCUGAUCUGCAUGUCCCCUGCACUACCUACCGGUUUGGAUGAUCACAGGGUCUUUCUUUGUCAUUGCAGUCAGGACCAUAAACAGAUAAUUAUCCAUCUUUCUCAGCCAGCAUAUUGGAGCUCUCACCUCUUUUGAAAUGAUACAGUAAAUGAGGUGAAAUCACCAAAGAGACUGAUUCUAUGUUUGCUUCUUAUUUUUCAGAAGCCCGUCAUUCAGGUCUGUCUAUUUAUCUGUUCCUUCUGGGCCAAUAACUGAUCAGCAGAUGUAUGAAAUAUUGUAUGUCAUUAUGUAUGUUACAUAGUACUCAUUUAUGAUGUUUGUAAUGUCAUCAGGAUAAAUCUGUGUGUACAUAAGUGACUCAGUCCUCGGCUGUGCUGUCCAACUCUAAAUGGUACUUAACGGUAUAAGUGUUUCAGUUGAUUUUUGGCAUGAGAGCAGUUUGCUGAGCUGUAUGAGCGGAACAAAAUAAAAUGUGAAAUAUUUAA
Molecule: messenger RNA, 2655 nt
Organism: Cottoperca gobio
Lineage: Eukaryota; Metazoa; Chordata; Actinopteri; Perciformes; Bovichtidae
Gene: rhoub
Product: ras homolog family member Ub
Exons: 3
Coding region: 195-926 (243 amino acids)
Biological process (GO): small GTPase-mediated signal transduction
Molecular function (GO): GTPase activity; GTP binding
Source: RefSeq, a predicted model, not a curated record